GUUGACGUGUCCCAGGCUGCUGAGUUUUUUGGAAAGCUGCUGUUCGACGACACAGCGGGCUGGCCGCUGACAGAUGCUGGCUACUCGUCAAACCCCAGCUGCAUCAUUGAGCUCAGCUUGGGCCCAUUCAAUGGUGAGUUGGCUUUAAGCACACCUGGCAAAGACAAAGCAAAACUCUUGGAUCGGGACACAGAGAUGCAGGAUAUGGUGACCAAAAUUGUGGCUCGAGCAAAGCGUUUGAAAAGGUGUGCCAGCUCUGACAAGAGUUUGUCGCCAGCGCUCCUGGUAGCGCAGGCGCCCGGCUCUGGCAAGAGCCAUUUCUUGGCCGAGUUGGGUGAGAACAUCUCGCGUCUUUGGGACUUAGAUGGCAAUUUGCAGAGGCCAAUUGUUUCUGUCUUCACUUACAACUCUGCCAUGGGCGACAAGUGGACCGAUGUAUCUCGUAUGAGCAACAGCGGCGUGGACUUGGGUCUGCGGGUUCUGUUCGGUGCUGCCCAUCACAUGACAAGCACUGGAUUGCGCUGCAAGUCUUGGAUGGCCUUCUUGGAUGCCAUCAAUCAAGCUGUUUCAUCUGAAAACAUGCUGCAGAGCCUUGUCGACCUCAAUUUUGUGGUUAAGAUCCUGCGCCACUGGUAUGGUGCCCGGCCUCUACUAAUCCUUGCCGACGAGGUCCAAAAGCAUCCGGCGCUCAUGUGGAAGCCGAGCACAAAGUUCGCCGUCCCAGCCUGGGUGGACAACCCAAGCAAUGGAAACGGCAAACGGAUUGGCUUCGAGCAAAAAAUCCGUGCCCUGGAGAAAUACUUGCUGAUGUGGUGGAAGCCGCUGACUGCAUCAGGUCGCAGUGCAUUGUCUUUGAAUGCAUUGGACACGGAAGCAUGCCAUGUCUUCAAGACGGAGUCCACAUGGUUGAGCGUGCACCUGCUCCAAACGGUGGAUUCGAAUGGAAAGCACUACUACAAG
This is a messenger RNA of Symbiodinium sp. CCMP2456, 960 nucleotides long. The record is from the annotation of a GenBank genome assembly. NCBI's taxonomy places the organism in Eukaryota, Dinophyceae, Suessiales, Symbiodiniaceae.